CCGGGGGCGGUGCGCGGGAAGGGAACCCCCGGCAUCCGCUGCGGCAGGCGAGACCUGGAGGGAAGCAGCGAGCGGGGGCCCAGUGUGGGGUCGGCGCCAGUCUGAGCCCGGUCGCGAGGGGCAGCAUGAAGUGUCUGGUCACGGGCGGCAACGUAAAGGUGCUCGGCAAGGCCGUGCACUCCCUGUCCCGAAUAGGGGAUGAACUCUACCUGGAGCCCUUGGAAGACGGGCUCUCCCUCCGGACUGUGAACUCCUCCCGCUCUGCCUAUGCCUGCUUCCUCUUUGCCCCGCUCUUCUUCCAGCAGUACCAGGCGGCCACCCCUGGUCAGGACCCGCUGCCCUGUAAGAUCUUGAUGAAGUCGUUCCUGUCUGUCUUCCGCUCGCUGGCGAUGCUGGAGAAGACCGUGGAGAAAUGCUGCAUCUCCCUGAAUGGCAGGAGCAGCCGCCUGGUAGUUCAGCUGCACUGCAAAUACGGGGUGAGGAAGACUCACAACCUGUCCUUCCAGGACUGCGAGUCCCUGCAGGCUGUCUUCGACCCAGCCUUGUGCCCCCACGUGCUCCGUGCCCCGGCAAGGGUCCUGGGGGAGGCUGUUCUGCCUUUCCCCCCCGCACUGGCCGAAGUGACACUGGGCAUUGGCCGCGGCCGCAGGGUCAUCUUGCGUAGCUACCAGGAGGAGGAGGCAGACAGCACCGUCAAAGCCAUGGUGACUGAGAUGAGCAUCGGGGAGGAGGAUUUCCAGCAGCUACAGGCCCAGGAAGGGGUAGCCAUCACUUUCUGCCUCAAGGAAUUCCGGGUGAGGCCCCCUGUACACACUCACCACCCUGUCCACUCUCCGCCCUGCCGCGCCCAGGGCCUCACUGCUCUGCCUCUCCCUUCCCAGGGGCUCCUGAGCUUCGCAGAGUCAGCAAACUUGUCUCUCAGCAUUUACUUCGAUGCUCCGGGCAGGCCAGCCAUCUUUGCCAUCGAGGACUCUCUGCUGGAGGGCCACUUUGUCCUGGCCACGCUCUUAGAGCCAGACCUGCACGCCCAGGAUCUGCACUCCCCACAGCUCCAGCGGCCAGCACCUCCACUUCAGGCUCACAGUACACCCCACCUGGAUGACUUUGCCUUUGACGACAUUGACUCUUACAUGAUUGCCAUGGAAACCUCCGUGGGCAGUGAGGGCUCGCGGGCACUGCCCUCCAUCUCCCUUUCACCUGGCCUCCAGCCCCACUGUAGCCCUGGCCCCUGCUCAGAGGAGGAAGAUGAUGCUGAGCCCAGCACAGUGCCUGGGACUCCCCCACCCAAGAAGUUCCGCUCGCUGUUCUUUGGCUCCAUCCUGGCCCCUGCACACUCUCCCCAGGGCCCCAGCCCUGUGCUGGCUGAAGACAGUGAGGGUGAAGGCUGAACCCCUGUUGGGAGGACUGGACUAGAUGCAGCCCCAGCCUCCGCCUCUCCCCAGUGCCAGCAGGGACAGGGCCAGCUCUCCUCCUGGGUGGGUGGCAAAGGUGGGCUGUGCUGGAGCUGAGCUGGCUGGUCCUGCAGCCUCCCCCAGGCCCUGCCUGGCUGUCUGUGACUGGCCGGGGUCCUGUCAUUUCCCUCUAGCCCCAAGUCAUGUCUGUUCCCAGGCUCUGUGUUGAGCUGCCACCUGCCAGGAGGUCCCUCACCUCUUAAUCCAGCCAGGUGUAUAGCCAGGGCUAGAGCCUGCCCUCUAAGCCCACCUCCCUAAGGGGGGAAAAAAAAAAAAACCACAGUGGGGCUUCAUUUUCUCUGCUAA
Molecule: messenger RNA, 1757 nt
Organism: Camelus dromedarius (Arabian camel)
Lineage: Eukaryota; Metazoa; Chordata; Mammalia; Artiodactyla; Camelidae
Gene: RAD9A
Product: RAD9 checkpoint clamp component A
Exons: 10
Coding region: 126-1388 (420 amino acids)
Biological process (GO): mitotic intra-S DNA damage checkpoint signaling; cellular response to ionizing radiation; DNA repair
Cellular component (GO): checkpoint clamp complex
Source: RefSeq, a predicted model, not a curated record